Messenger RNA from Erpetoichthys calabaricus (reedfish), 5574 nucleotides. RefSeq names its product SWI/SNF-related matrix-associated actin-dependent regulator of chromatin subfamily E member 1-related-like. The transcript has 13 exons. Gene Ontology annotation, biological process: regulation of gene expression. Gene Ontology annotation, cellular component: nucleus. NCBI's taxonomy places the organism in Eukaryota, Metazoa, Chordata, Cladistia, Polypteriformes, Polypteridae. The coding region runs from base 108 to 1526 and encodes 472 amino acids. The record is from RefSeq and is a predicted model, not a curated record.
AACUGACCGUUUCGACUCGUUCUGCGUUCUACUUGGCGCCCUGGCUUUCCACUUGCGCCUGGUUGUGCUUCCUACUUAGAGGGAAUGGCUGCUGCAGGUGUUCCGGGAUGAGCCAACUUGACAGCUCACUGGAUUCGAUAUCGACGACGGAUAGUGUAACGGUUGUUAACUCCAUGCCGGUUUCUGAUUUUGACGUGGUAGCUCUCCAGUCUGAGGAAUCUGCGGAGCUCAGCUCUGUCUCCGUUAACGGAGAGCCGGGGGGUGUGACUUCUAUGUCAGCGUCUUUUAUAGACGGUGUGCCGAUGACACUGUCUCUUCAGCAAGUUGAUGGACAGCACAGAAUUGUGUGUGUUGCUGCGGAUGGCAGUGGAAGUACAGUGUCGUAUGUUGGUCAGCUCAACACUAAUAUAAACUUAGAACUGCAAGAGCAAGUAACUACACCUUCACUACAGUCUGGGUAUUCUGUGCAAAACCUGCAUCCUGAAACUCCAUUGAUUCCCAUCCACUCCUUAAACUCAAGUAUUCAGUUGGUACAAAAUAUGCAGAAUGAAGAGCUCAGCACUAAUACAUCAUUGGCAGCUGAAACAAAGUCUGUUUCUCAGAAGAGGAAAGGUGGCUGGCCAAAAGGCAAGAAAAGGAAACCUACCAAGGAGUUUUCAGCUCCCCGUGCUCCAACAACAGGCUAUGCAAUCUUUGUCAAUGAGAAGAAAUUGCAGCUGAAGGAGGAGCAUCCUGAUAUACCAUUUACUGAAAUCACCAAAAUGUUGGGAACUCAAUGGUCACAGUUAACGCUAGAAGAAAAGCAGAAGUAUAACAAUAUUGCUGAGAAAGAUAAGGAGCGGUACAUAGAGGAAUUAAAAAUGUAUCAAAACUCUGAAGCAUACAAGUCAUUUUUAAAAAGAAAAGCACUCAACAAAGUGAAAUACCUUUGUGGUGUUGAAACAGUAGUGGAUUUUGAAAAUGAGGUCACAGCUUUAACACAGAUAAAUGGCGAUGAAAACAGUGACUUAUACUGCAGGACAUGCAGCCAGUACUUCAGUUCCCUACAUAAUAAAAGAGAACAUCUCUUAGGAAAGCAGCACUUGCAGAAAAUGACAGAAGAAUUUGAAAAAGAGACUGCAGCCCACUCCAAAGAUCAUCAGGUUGAAGAGGUGGAAUAUUUGGAAGCAUGUGAUGAAGAUUCAGAUAUGACUCAGCUGUGUAACUUUCUCUCAAAACACAGUUGUGCUACAUUAGACCUCUGUUUCAUUCAAGAAUUAAUUGUUAAACAAAUGAAAGUAAGAGAGUUUGAAUUUGGUGAAUUGAAUACUAGCCUGGAAAUGUCAAUGGAGAAACAUGAAAAAUUAAAAACUGAACUGGAAGUUUUACAGCAACAAAAGUUAAACCUUGAAACUGAUCUGGGAAGACUUAAGGUCUUUGGACAGUCCCUGGAGGCAAAGCUUGAUAACUUAAAGAGAGUUCCUAUGUUGCUCCAGUUCCAAAUUCAGAUAGUUGACACUGAAGGAAGUGGAUUUCUGCAGAAAUAAAGCUUGACAUCGGAUUCUCAAUUAAAAUGAAUAUGAAUGAAGAUUUACUGUAGAAGUACUGAAGAAUUGGGUUUUACAGUACACGAAGCAUGAAUACAACUACAAAAGGACAAAAGGACUAGGGAAACUGUAAACAAUGCUGCUUGUAUCCAUGUUAGAAAUUAUGAAGAUAGCUCUUUUCAGGAACACAAAUCUGUUUAUAUUUUGUUUUUAGUAUUUAAGAUAUUCUAAAAUUAUGUUUACUUUGUCACUUUCACUGGUCAGAAGAAAAGUGAGUUGUAUUCCAGUCCUGUAUUAUAUUUAGUCAUGCAUAAUAAACUAGUACACACACGUUGGUCCCAAAGUGCACUUGUCACAAUUAUGUUUUUACUGCCUUUAUAACUUAUUAUUCAUUGAGCUGACUGGCUUAAAACAUCAGAGGAUGCAUUAGGAAAUGUUGGAGUAACUUUUUACUGAAUGGAAUUGAUGAAAAUUCAUAUACAGUUUUUAACUAGGUAAACAACACUAUUGGUAGCAUGCUGAGGGAUCUGUUUCCUUUCAGUGGCAAGCUUUUUUUAUGUUACAAAAUAGAAAUGUAAAAACUUUGUAUAAUUUAUUCAAAUAUAACAGUAUUAUUUUAUUUUUUUACUCAGUAAAUGCAAAUACUGUACAUUAGUUAGUUUUACCAAUAAAGUAUUUGUUUCAAACAGUGUUAUGUUAAUUUUAUUUAAUUCAAAUUAGUAACAUCAUUUAUCUAAUUUGGCUUGGCAUUCCAUGUAUGGAAUGUGUCUGACUCUCCACUCUUUAACUUCACGCUGUUAAACUGAUUUUGUAAAAUAAAUUGAAUAAAUACUUUUUCAAGCAUAUCAGUACCAAUACAUAUUUUUAAAUUCUACAGUCAUACUUGUUUAUUUUCUGUCUGCCUCUCUUGAUGAUAUAUACAGCUGUGACAGGUUUGGCAGAUCAUUGCAGACAAUUUUGUCAGUUAGAGAGAUACAGUCUGCCUAACAUUGUAAAUUUUCUCCCAAGAAGCUAUGCCAGGCGUACCUCUCACAAGCAGUGCCCAGGAGCAUCCUUACUAAAUGCCUAAACAACCUUGGCUCUUUCCUCUCAGUCUAGAAUAACAGCAAUUCAGUUCAUGACUUCACUGCACAAAAACCUAUAUAUAUCUUAUACAGUAUAUGAGAUAGUAUAUAUAUAUAAUAUAAUAUGUCUAAUUUGAGAUUUCAUGUUUUAAUUUUCUACCCAAAGCAGGUGAGAAUGUACCUUUACUUGGAAAACCAAGAUCUUUGUUCCAUCUUCGCUGUUUAUGCAAUGCCUGCAUUUCUGCUGCUCCUGUCUCAGUUUCUCAGUCUUAUGGCUGCCUUCACUCUCGCUUGUUAAUAUGAUUCCAAAGUACUUAAAUUGUUCCAAUGUUCCUUCACCUGUAGGAAGCAAACAGAUCUUUUUCAGGAAUGAAUUAUGAGUUUAAAUUUGGAAGUGCCAGUUCUCAUGCUGAUUAUGGCAAACUUGUGGUGUGCUUAAAAGGUCAGUCACAUAAGGCCAGGGAGACGACCCUCACAUUCUGAAUACCACACUAUAUACUUUCCAAUCCUUAGUUGCCUUCUAAAAUCCUGCCCAUUUAAAAUAAACAUAAAAAUGCUCUUGGUUGAAUACUGCACCUCUUAAAUGGAUUUGAGCGAAUGCAGACACAGUUCACAUAAUGCAAAUACAAGCACUGACUGGCAUGCACCAAUGAUCUGAACACCUUAAACCCUCACAGCACCUUCUCCAGGAUCACAUGGGUGACACAGGCAUUUUAACUCCUACAAUCUCACUGAUAUUUGUGUAAGUGCAAAGAGCAGUAAGAACAGAAUCUGUAUUGCUCUCCUGAUGUCAGCCUAAGUCUUAAUUCCAGCCUCCCACAAAUAGGCUUUCCUAAGGAGGAUGAGCAGCAUGAACCUCUAUUAACUCACAGACAUCCUCUUGUCCUCUUUUCCAAAAAAGAGGAACCACCUGUUCAGUCUUAAGGUACCCUGUAUAUUUUCAGUUUCUGACAGUGUGCUACUCAAGAUACCCUCACACUGUCCUGUCCUUUCAGCAUUUCAUGUCAGAACAUAUCCAUUCUUGCCAUUACUGAGUUUGAGGCAUCAGCCAAAUUCUCUUGACACUGCAUUUAUAGAGAUUCACUCUUUCACCUGGUUUAAAAGUUCAUCAAAGUGUUUCUUCAACAGUUAAGGUCAAUUUUCCCCUACUCCCUCAAUAAAGUUCGUUCACACUCACUGCCCAAAAAUAUUCCCAAGAUGCAGCACAUCUUCCAUAAGUAAGAGGAUACCUAAUUUCAAAUUAAAGCAUUCAUUAGUUGUUCCAUGAUAACCUUGAUACUCAGUUUGGUCUCUAGUACUUCACAGAUGAUGCUUCAGCUUUCCAACCCAGGUUGCCACCAGUUUCUGAUUAGUUGGCAUCUUAGCACUUCUUUUUGGAGUAUCCAAAAGUAGAUAGUUUACAUUAGUCCUAAAAUACAGUGGUAGCAAAUUAUUGUAACAAACUGUACAGUUUUGAGUACCUUCUUUUUUGUACAAGAUGUUUCUUAUGGACACAGUUCAAACAAAUCCAGUUAAAUCUAACCACUCAUACUCAGAUUAGGCUAGCUUUUAGUUGGAUUAUGCACAUGCAUCCUCGCUACAACCCCAAAAAUCAAUGUGAAGCCACUGUCUUAUCCACUCCACGGCCCAUGUAGGGACAGAACAGAGAAGAGAGUAAUGAUGUAUGUAACAGUAUGUUUGGCUACAUCUACCCAAUAAUUUUCAGCCUUACACAGGGUCUCCGAGAGUGACAUUACACAUCACAGGAGUCAAUCUGAGUCUCAAUGUUUUCAGGUCAAGACUAUUGGCCAACUUCAUUGUGCAAGCGGUGAGCAUCCUGAGCAAUUCAGUGCAGCUUGGUGCUAAACCUGUGUGUGCUACGUGGGUUAGCUAGUAACCAGGUGCUCCUCAGCAAGUGCCUGCUGUUCUGGUGAAGUCCCUUUGUUCUUCAUGGUGUCACUGUUUGUGUGGCACUGCCCAUUAGUCUAGCUUACAAAAAUCCACUUUAUUCAGAACUGGAUGUGUUUAAAUAUGAUUUAUAUGUAUCAAGUCAGUAAUGGUGUGAACUUUUAUUUAAUUUACAAAUUAACCUGGUUUAAUUAAAGGUUACUGUAACACUGUAUGUGAAUAUGCAGGAUACUAUUCAAAAUUAGGAAUUGUUUUAAUCUACUGUAUGUUUUUUCACAAUUUUGUACUUUAAAUUUAUUUUUAUUGUGCAUUUAGCGUUCCUAAUCUUGAUACAAAUUAAAUUUAACAGAGAAAAACAUGAAAAUCAGUAUUUAGCACCUCUAAUUAAUAAAGUAUUGAUUAUAUAAGUGCAGGAUUUAUGUUGGUGAAAUGUUUUAUAUUUGAAUUGGUUGAAAAUGAGGUAAAAGCAGGUGAAAUAUUUCAAAUUUGUUGAUGGAGAAAAAACAUUCAAAAUCCACCAUCUUUACAAUUGAUGUUUUUAUUAUUUUACUAUCUUGUUAAUAGUGAAGUUAAACCUUGAGCUAGUUGUAAACAUUUGAUUACAGUGUACACUUUGCCCCUAAUUUUGAUUAUAAUAAAGUAGGAGAAAUAGUUUAGACUCUUCUGCAUCUAUAUUUUAAUUAUUCCACCCACACACAAGCACAUAAUUGAUCUAUACCAUCAAUGCAAAAUCUCUGGUGAUUUUAACUGUUUUUUGUAAUUUAUUUUAAAUUAGAGUAAAUGGGAAAAUAAUUAUGCUGUUAACAAGCCUAACUUCUUUAUUAGCUAAAUUGUAAUUCUUUUUUGUGUGUAAUUUCUGAACUGAAAAAAGUUGCCACUUCAAUUCUGUACAGUUGGUAAUGGCUACUUUAGUACAUUUGUCCUUGGACACUAUUUAAAACUCAAAUUAAAUGAAGCAUUAUAAAUAAUAUCAUCAGUUUAAACUUUUUCCCAAGUUCAAUAUUUUUUUUUCCUUUUUAUUCUGCUACAAUGAGUGAUUGUUGUUACUACAUGAUGACUAUUAUACUGAACGUGAAAUUAACAUUUUGCUUCAGACU